This is a messenger RNA of Linum tenue, 3645 nucleotides long. The record is from the annotation of a GenBank genome assembly. Lineage: Eukaryota; Viridiplantae; Streptophyta; Magnoliopsida; Malpighiales; Linaceae.
CAUUAUCAACCCACCUCAAUUGACUAUUGUUAUAACGAGCUUUUCCGUUCUUCCCCAAUUUUCUUCCUUUUCUCGGCCUUCCUUUUGCUUCUUAUAACAAUUUUGGUUCAAGUAAAGCAUCGAGGAAGGCAGGAAUCAAAGGGAAAUCGCGAAGGAGAUGAUUUGAUCAAGGCACCCAAAUCCCAAAUCCAGACCUCUCUGGCCCUAUUGGCAGAUGCAGGGAGAGAGAGAGGCUAGAGCGUGGGGGGUAUGAAUGAAGUUGGAAGCUUGUCAGUUCUGGAAUAUUAAAUUUGAAGCUAUCUCGUUGGGAAGGGAGCAGAAAAUCUUAAGGAUUUCCCCACAAGGGUCCUCUCCAGAUCUACAUUUCUUACCAACAAUCAGAUACCUACAUUCCACCCACCCUCAUUCUUCCCUUCCUCUGUUUCUCUUUUUAGGUCACUCUCCAUCUGGGUCUUGUCCGGUCUUCCAAUUAGGUCUGCUCUCCCUUUUAUCUUCAUGCUUUUGGUCUCCUUCACCGAUUUCUCCUUUGAUUUUCCGUCUCACCUGCGUUUCUCGCGCUAGAGCCAGCUCCCCUUGAUUUUGCUUUGCUCUCUGCCUCCAUUAUAUAAAUCCCCACAACAUUAGCCGAAGAAGUAGACAGCUUUUGCAUAAAGUAAUGCGGUUCAAUUUGGGCUUCCCCAUUAAGGUUUAGUGGAGUUUCAGGUAAUCGCAAAGCAGUUCCCAGGAGGGAAAAGACGGAUCUUUGGUUAUUGGGUUGUGCUUGCAUGCGUUUGGUGCUGAAAUCUACUACAAGAGGGUCAAUUUUGAAUUGGGGCAAAAGAAGAAGAAUGGGAGGGACUGGUCCUUUCAUCCCGAUUCUUGGGGUUGCUUCAUGUGUGGUCUUCAUUUAUCUUUCAUUUGGCGACCUGUGGCCGGCGUAUCCUGUGGGACCGGCGUGGAGUUUUGUGCAGAGAAAUGGGACUCGGUUUAUGUUGGAUGGGAAGCCGUUUUAUAUCAAUGGGUGGAAUUCGUAUUGGUUGAUGGACCAUUCCGCCGAUAACCAGAGGAAACACAAGACUACUGCAAUGCUGGAAGCUGGUUCAAAAAUGGGUCUCACCGUCUGUAGAACUUGGGCGUUCAAUGAUGGCGGCCACAAUGCACUUCAGGUCUCUCCUGGCCGAUUUGAGGAGAAAGUUUUCAGGGCGUUGGAUCACGUGAUUGCUGAGGCGAAAGCACAUAAAGUCAGGCUGCUUCUUAGUUUAGUGAAUAACUUAAAACCAUAUGGCGGUAAGGAUCGAUAUGUGAAGUGGGCUUGGGAAGAAGGGGUUGGCUUGAGCGCUUCCAAUGAUUCUUUCUUCUAUGAUCCAUCCAUCAAAAAGUACUUUAAGCAUUAUUUACAGACCAUGCUGACAAGAAGGAACACUGUCACGGGAUUGGAAUAUAGGAACGAUCCAACCAUCUUUGCAUGGGAAUUGAUGAAUGAACCCCGUUGCAUGACAGAUCCUUCGGGAGAUACUGUUCAAAAUUGGAUCGAAGAAAUGUCGGCUUACGUGAAAUCAAUUGACAAGAAUCAUCUACUAACAGUGGGGCUGGAAGGGUUUUAUGGUCCUAAAAACCCCAAAAGACUGACUGUGAAUCCAGCAGAUUGGGCUGCAGACCUUGGAUCUGAUUUCGUUCGCAACUCAAAGGUUUCACACAUUGAUUUUGCCUCUGUUCACAUAUACCCUGACCAUUGGAUUGCUCAUCGAUCAUUUGAGGAUAAACUGUCAUUUGUUUCCAAGUGGAUGCUCUCACAUAUCGAAGAUGGUCACUACGAGCUGAACAAGCCUGUUCUCUUCACCGAAUUUGGAUUGUCUAAUCUGAACAAGGACUUCCAACCAUCUCAACGGGACUGGUUAUACAAAACAGUUUAUGAUAUCAUAUACAAAUCUGCCAAGAGAAAGAGAGCCGGAGGUGGUGCUAUGAUGUGGCAACUAUUUGUCGAAGACAUGGACGAUAGUAAUGAUGAUUUCGGUAUUGUCCCGUGGGAAAGGGCAUCAACAUAUAAGUUGAUAACCGAGCAGUCAUGCAAACUGGCAAAACUCCGAGGCGCCAUAGAAGAGAACCAGAAUCUGAAAGAACUGUGCUUGCGCAAACAGUGAUGGAACAAUCUUGAAGUUCAACACUUUCAAUUUUGUGUGCACAAUUCUGUACGAGAUGAACACGCACCCACUUCUGGGCUUCUACCUCUGCUCAUCUCAAUUUUAUACAGAAUAUUUACUAUAUGGUAGCAUAGACGAAUUAGAUAUAGAGGUCAUCAUGAAAUCAAUAUGGGUGCUUUGUUGUAUAAUCUUCUACCAUGAUAAUAGAGGAGAGAUUGGAUUGAGCUGCUUUGCUGUAAGAUCUAGGAGACAUUGGAUUGAUCAUAUAACAGUUUAGCUUGCAGGGUUACAAUUGUUGUAACAAACACAGGUGCUGUACCGCAAACUCAUUUGCAAUUAUCAUCGAUGAGACAUUGGAUUGAUAAUGUUAGACAAACUAUAAACCUAUAAACAUCGAUUCACUAUUGAGAACAAAAGCAAGGAAAACCCUUAAAUCGCCGAAAGAUAAAGGACUACCCCUAAACACACGAUCAGAUCUAGCUCGAUUUUUGCUUUGCCAACCUUGGCGAAGUCCUAACACUCCCACCAUCGCCUCCAGCAUCAGCAGGAACCUUUUGGCCAUCUUCCCCAACUUUCCUCAAUCUCUUCUUCGACUUCUUCCCUUCGGAACCCUCUUUGUUCAACUCUUCCACAAUCUUCAUCACCGAAUCAGCACCCCUGUCAUGGCCUUUCUCCAACCCACUUCUCCUUGUCCUCACCCCAACCGAUUCUACGGAUUCCUGCGUCUUACCGUUCUUUUUCAUCGCCUCAGUUUCCUUGGCAACCCUCUCAAACUCCCCAACCAAUUUCCUCGCCGGAAAUUUCUUACCCCUGGUUCUCUCCCUCUUAGGCUCAUCUUCUGGGUUUUCACUCUCAUCCUCGAAUAGAUCCAUGAACUUCCUCUUCUUCGUCACUCUAGGCGCCGGAGGGGGAGAAGUGGAUCCUGCCCUCUUCUGAUUCUUCUUCCCGGCGGCUUCUAGGCCGGCAUCGUUCUGCUUCUUGGGGGUAUUUCCCGUCUGCGAUUUGACUUGCUUCUCCCGGAACUUGCGCAGCCUGUCGAUGUUACCUUCGAUGCGACCCUGGAGGCGGAAGCGCUGGGUGUUGAGACCUCCCAUGGACCAGUGAGCUUCAUGAGCCCAGGAAAGGAAAGGAUCCAUGACUGAGACAGGAGGAUCGACGCGUUCAGUUAGAUCAUCGAAGAUUCGAGGGCCGGGGUGGCUGCUGUGGUCGAAGAAUCGAGGGCGAGGGAGGCUGCUGCCGUAGAAGUUAGCAGGACGGAGAGCGACUACCAUGAUCGGGAAUAGGUAACGGCGAUAUGGGCUUCUCUGGGGAAUUAAAACAAGCAGGUGGUGGGGGAAAUGAGGAUGGAAGAGAAUUUGGGUUUGCUGUUUGGAGGAUUGGAGUUAGGGUUUAAAUGGGAGGGAAAAUUGAGGUUAGGGUUGGGGAUCUGGCGGGACGGGAACGGGAGGGAAAAGAUUGGCGCGCUUGGUGAAUGGCGGGAGUGGCUUUGGCGGUAGAAGUUGGCGCCGAGCGUUUCGUGUUUUUG